Messenger RNA from Carassius auratus (goldfish), 2575 nucleotides. RefSeq names its product sestrin-3-like. Gene Ontology annotation, molecular function: oxidoreductase activity, acting on peroxide as acceptor; L-leucine binding. Lineage: Eukaryota; Metazoa; Chordata; Actinopteri; Cypriniformes; Cyprinidae. Gene Ontology annotation, cellular component: nucleus. Gene Ontology annotation, biological process: negative regulation of TORC1 signaling; positive regulation of macroautophagy; regulation of response to reactive oxygen species. The transcript has 10 exons. The coding region runs from base 186 to 1607 and encodes 473 amino acids. The record is from RefSeq and is a predicted model, not a curated record.
UUCAUGCUGAAGUUGGACAGAGGUCUGCGCACUGCGAAGGGAGACGCGAAGGGAUACGGAGGAGUCUCCAGUCCUACUUCAGGUCUUGAUCGUCCUUAAAGAGGUUGGCAGCGGACAUGCCCAGACCAGUACACAGUCACUAAGACCACGGGAUUCAGCUCUUGGCCUGGUUCAAGCUUCCCGGAAUGAACGGUACCGCGGACAUCUGCAACCACUGCCGGAACAUAAUCAGAGAAAAGGAAAAAGGAAUGAAGAUGUCAAGACACAUAUCAACAGGACCAAGCUCGUUUAUUCCAGAAAAUGAGAUCAUAGGAGCCAUGCCUCUGAGUGACUCCACGGUGAUGUUCUUAGACGAAGAGUUCAGCGGUCGUAUGGACAACCUGACGCAGCUGAUGGGGCUCCAUCCACAUUAUCUGCAAGCGUUCCUCCGCUGCCACUAUUAUCUCUUGAGGAUGGACGGCCCACUACCACUCCACUACAGGCAUUAUAUCGCUAUAAUGGCUGCAGCACGGCAUCAGUGUUCUGCGCUGGUCUGUCAGCAUGUGCAAGAGUUCGAGCAGAUCGGUGUCUGUACUGAUUGGCUGAGAGGUCUGGAGUUCUGCCCACAACGACUUCGCAACCUCAACGAGAUUAACAAGAUCCUCGCGCACAGACCUUGGCUCAUUACCAAGCAACACAUACAGGCUCUGGUGAAGACAGGAGAACACAGCUGGUCUCUUGCAGAGCUGGUUCAUGCUGUCGUACUGUUGGCUCAUUUCCAUGCCUUGGCUAGUUUUGUGUUUGGUAGCGGUGUCAACCCUGACUCUGAGGUCACAGAGGUCAACGGGGUCACAGAUGACCUUUGCCCUCCAGCCAUGGCGGGUUUAUGCACCUGCCACCUGACAAACAGCAACCAAGCCAACGGGAACCCCAUGUGUAAUCCUGACACUGGGAGUGAGCUGGAAGCUCUGAUGGAGAGAAUGAAGCGAUUGUUGGAGGAGAGAGAAGACGAUGAUGCGUCAGAGGAGGAGAUGUUCACUCGUUUCGAGAAAGAAAAGAAAGAGAGUCUUCUAGUGGUGUCCGCAGGGUUUGAUGAGGAAGUUGUGCCUCCUUCUCCCGUGGCUCGGUUUGUAGAUGACCAGUCGUUUGGAUACCAAGACUUUGCGCGACACGGAGAAGACAACCCACCCACUUUUAAAGCACAAGACUACUCAUGGGAGGAUCAUGGUUUCUCUCUGGUGAACAGGUUGUACUCUGACAUUGGUCACCUUUUGGAUGAUAAAUUCAGAACGGCAUGUGAUCUUACCUAUUACAACAUGGCCAGUCACGAGGGGGUGGACACCAGCAUGCUACGCAGGGCACUCUUCAACUACGUUCACUGUAUGUACGGAAUACGCUACGACGAUUAUGACUAUGGUGAGGUGAAUCAGUUGUUGGAGUGCAGUCUGAAGGUUUACAUUAAAACAGUGACGUGUUAUCCAGAGAGAACCACUCGCCGUAUGUACGAGAGCUACUGGCACCAGCUCAGACACUCUGAGAAGGUUCAUGUGAAUUUGCUUCUAAUGGAGGCUCGGAUGCAGGCCGAGCUGCUCUAUGCUUUGAGAGCUAUCACUCAUUAUAUGACCUGACCAUCCAGUCUUCACCAAUUCUACGACCUGACCAGUUGACCUAUCGUUAAUCCCCACCACCACCCCUUAGUUUCUGACAGAUAGGUCAAUUAGACUUCAUGUUUUAGGUGACCUGACUAAUCAAAGCUCACCCACAAUAUAUGGACAUCAUUACACCUAAAUUAAACCAAAAGUUGUUUUUUUUCUCAUCAUGGUGCAUGUCAUUAGUAGUUACUUGUUCAUAUAGUUUGGAAUUCUUACAAUUGUGUAUACAUUUUCUUAGACUGUUCAGAAUGGUAACUAAAUGAAGGACACCGAUUACAAAGCAUUCUGGGUAUAAUCUUAAACAUCAAAAUGGGAUCUAAUGGCAUGUGGGUGAUCAAUAAUUGUGGGUGGGCAGCCGUGACUUUUACUGGAUUAAAAUAGAAUCCUUUAAGGCUCAGACAAAUCCCAACAUUAAAACCCGUGGGCUUGACCUGAUCAGUCAGACGAGAUCAUUUAUGACAUCAUGACUUGAAAAACAAAACAAAAACACAUUAAACGUGCAAUAUUUUCUCACUGAAAUCUCACUUAUACUGUAAACUGAAAUACUGGAGGACUGAGUUCACAUUUUGAAACCGGAAGUUGUCUUUUUUUUCUCUUCUUCUUCUUUUUUGCACAUCUGAGAAGAACUGUAUUUUGGAACAGAAUACCGUUUUCUUUUUGUAUUAUCAUCAUAAAUGACAAUAACAGAAUGUGAGACUCCUGUAUGGAGAGGAAAAGUUAUUUUCUUUCUUUUUUAAUCCCUGUGCCUUUUUUUUCUUUCAUUCACCUUGUUUAUUUCAUAUUGAAUGUAUUGUUUAGAUUUUAUGCUUUUCAGAUCAACUUGGUUUGGUUUAGUUGUUUACCUGGAAACUAAAGCUUUUGUAGCAUUAUUACUGUACUUUCAGUCCUUUACUAUUUCCUUUGAUGCUCAGUGUUAUACGUUAGAUAGCAACAAUCUGUUUUAA